AAUCACAAGAAAAGAACCAUAUUUUGGCCUGAAGAAUCUCAUAGAUGUCUUGAGUUUCAUGCAAGAAAUUCUGAAAGCAAAAAGUGCUCAUAAAGAAAAAGUUUCAAAGGCAGGUCCAAUCUUUAUAUAAACAUGCAUGAUUUGAUUUGCUUCUUCAAUCAAACACUACUUACCCUUAAUAGAAUUAGCUUAGCCCUUCUGAAAUGGCUCAUCCUUCUCCCUCACAGUCUCAAGGAGUGAGGCCGAAACGCACAAACCUGCUACGUUACAUAGCCAUGGCAAUUUUGGCCUUGAUAAUCCUUGUGGGCAUAGCAGUGAUCAUAAUUUGGCUAGUUCUGAAGCCUAAGCACUUGGAGUACAGUGUGGAGAGUGCUUCAAUCCAUAACUUCAACUUAACCAAUUCCAAUCACCUCUAUGCCAAUUUCGAUUUCACAUUAAGAUCAUACAAUCCCAACUCCAGAGUCUCCCUGUACUAUGAUUCUGUCGAGGUUUCGGUGCGGUAUGAGGAUCAAACACUAGCCACAAGUUCAGUUCAGCCAUUCUUGCAGCCUCAUAAGAAUGUGACUAGGCUAUACCCGAAGCUCACGGCUCAAACUGUGGCCUUGUAUGAUCCUGUGCCUAAGGACCUUCGGCUAGAGAGGUCCUCAGGGGAUAUUGAGUUGGAUGUUCUGGUCAGGGCAAGGAUAAGGUUCAAGGUUGGGGCGUGGAAGUCAAAGCAUAGGGUUAUGAGGAUUUUCUGUUCUCCUGUGUUGGUGCACUUUUCUAAAGCUAAGAGUUUUGAGAGAACUUCAUGUGAAGUAGAUAUGUGAACAAGCAUGCCUAAUGGAGCAACAUGAUAAGCAUGAGAUGCUUCUUUUACCUUUCUGAAUCUUGUUAUUAUUUGUUCUUUUUUCGGUUUGGUGAUUUUUCUGUCUUCCCUAAGUUUGCCAAUGUUUAGAUUGAUUAUAUGAUUCUUUUGUCAUCACUAUAUUGUAAUUUUUAAUUCUGGGGUUUUGUUUUCUUAUGUUGAAAGAGUUGUGUGGACAUAUGAAAGAAGGAAAGUUGGCUGUUAUCCAUCCUAUUGAUGUACGCAUUAUUGAUGA
Molecule: messenger RNA, 1082 nt
Organism: Lotus japonicus
Lineage: Eukaryota; Viridiplantae; Streptophyta; Magnoliopsida; Fabales; Fabaceae
Exons: 1
Coding region: 204-809 (201 amino acids)
Cellular component (GO): plasma membrane
Source: RefSeq, a predicted model, not a curated record